Molecule: messenger RNA, 1396 nt
Organism: Podarcis lilfordi (Lilford's wall lizard)
Lineage: Eukaryota; Metazoa; Chordata; Lepidosauria; Squamata; Lacertidae
Source: the annotation of a GenBank genome assembly
AUGGGUUCAAUAUUAAACCCCUUGGAAGGCCUCCCGACUAAACCCGCAACAGGACGGGACUUCAUCCCGAAGCGCGCGUCCUUCGGGCGUGCAAAGCUGUCACGCUUACUCGGGAGUAAGACUCAUCUCUCCCAUUCCGCGGGGGAAUUUGCACGGGGGCUGGAGACGCUGUGGGCGCACGGUGCGCGCGCGCGUGUUUGGCAACUGUGCCGGAGGAUAAAAAAAAAAAAGGUCAGCGAAGGAGCCGGCGCGCACCCUGGCACACGCUCACACACACAGAGGCGCACACACGCCAAGUACAAGCGAGUGCGAGGCAUGCGCAUUGAGCGGAUGCCAUAUUGGAAGGAGUGUGGAGCAGCGGCGGCGGCGGCGGCAGCGAGCGAGGCGGGCGCGGAUCGCGCUGGCGGGCGGCUGGCGCGGCGGGGGCUGCGCCCCUUCGACGCGGGGGAGGGAUCGCGGGGGAGGGAAACUUCGCGCAGGUAAGGCGCGGCCCCGCGCAGCGGCGCGCGGAUCUACCCGGGCUGCAUCUAACGGAAGGUGGGGUUUUUUCCCCUCUCCCCCCUUUUUUCUUACGGAGGAUGGACCGAUCGCGGUGGUUUUUUGGGGGGCGGCUUCUCUCUCUUCAUCCCCCCCGAUUUUUUGGGUUUAUUAGCAUGCGUUCUGCUUUGCGCAGAAAAAGCUGACAAGGACCCCCCUAAAAAGCAAGUUAUUGCAAAGUGAUUUGUUUUUUGAAUGUGUUUUAAUCUCGCCGUUCUGCUAGAAGUCCGUCGUCCCCGCUUCGAAUGCGCAGCCCGAUCCUGUGCACGCUUACUCGGAAGUAGUAAAAGUGCCUCUCUCGUCUUUCCUCCUGCCUGAGGUUCCAGGCGGGCCGUGCUAUCCUAUGCAUGUUAACUCGGAAAUUAGCCCUUCCAAGUUCAGGGUUCUCCUACGUAUUGUUGUGCGCCCGAUCCUACGCAUGGAGUUCUAGGCGCGCCUAAACCCGCGCUUCAUUGUGGAUUACAUCACGCUGGGUUGCAUUUCUUUGGGGAGGUGUUGCGAUCCAAUAUGCACGCUUUUUUCCCUAGGGUGGUCCGAUCCAUUGCAUGCAAUUGGACCUACUUCUGCGUAAAGAUGCAUCGGGUCCGCUGCUGGUUGUGUGUGCGUGCGCGGGCGGGCGCGCAUUUUUCUCUGUGUUGAGGUAUUCUUUUUCCUUUUGCAAGGCACGUUUCUGGAUCUGUGCCCUAGCGAGUAGAGAUGAGCGGAAUGCGCGGCUCGUGUUUAAUGUCAUCGCGUGGAUACUCCAGUUCCUAUUUGGAAACGCGCCAGAUUAACCGAAGAGUGGCCCCCCUACCUUUUUUUGGGGACAUGCUUAUCUCAUAAAAAAAAAUCUAAUGUGAUCUCGGCUUAGAAUUUACUG